Chenopodium quinoa (quinoa) is the source of this 2361-nucleotide messenger RNA. RefSeq names its product protein NRT1/ PTR FAMILY 5.5-like. The record is from RefSeq and is a predicted model, not a curated record. Gene Ontology annotation, cellular component: membrane. Lineage: Eukaryota; Viridiplantae; Streptophyta; Magnoliopsida; Caryophyllales; Amaranthaceae. The transcript has 4 exons. The coding region runs from base 288 to 1931 and encodes 547 amino acids. Gene Ontology annotation, molecular function: transmembrane transporter activity. Gene Ontology annotation, biological process: transmembrane transport.
CAUAUGUAGUAGAAGGAUACAUAAAACUAUAAAUUAGUUUCAUGUACGAGUACAACCAGUAUAUAUAUCGAGACAUUCAGCAUUUUUCUUUAGUUAGCCCAAUACAUUCCAUUUCGUUACAGAUCAUCUUUUCAGAAAAAUAACCAAAGGCUAGGUCCUGGCGUGCUCUCGCUUGCUCAUCUUCUUCUUAGGACAAUCCAAUACUAAGCCAGUCAAGUAGUCGAUUUCAAUGUACAUUGUUUUCUGUAUUAUUGAUCAAUUUUGACGAACCAGAAAAAAGAAGUGCUAUGGCGGAGUAUAUCAACAACUUGAUACAAUUGCAAAAAUGGGUCAAUUUGUUCGCCGGCUAUAUAUUGUGGCUAAUGAUGGUAUACUUAACCGAUGUAUGGGAGCUUGAAUUAAUUCAUGCGGCCGCGAUUAUUAAUAUAUGGAUGGGGUUGAGCAAAGUCUUGCCCAUUGUCUUUGCUCAUCUUGCUGAUUCUUUCCUCGGAAACUUUUUCGUCGUCCUCUUUAGCAGCUUUUCCUCCAUGAUUGGACUUGGUCUAAUAUGGAUGUCAACGCCACCUGUGUUGGGCAAGUCAAACGGAAAUUGCACCCAAUACAAGCCUGAAUGCAUCGGCGAGCAGCAGAAACAACUCUUAUACGCGGGGCUGGCCUUUACUGCAGUGGGAAUCGCGGCUCAUACUGCUAGCUAUGCACCCUAUUCACGGGAGCAUUUAGAGGUGAUUGAUGAUAGUUGUGAUUGUGAAUGUGUGUGUUGUUGUGUGGGUUGUCGCACUCACUUGGUUGCUCUAGCCGCGCUCCUAGUAGCUGCUUUUGUCAAGCCAUGGGCUACCUUAUUUGGGAUAUGCGCCAUACUUGGUGUGGUUUCUUUUCUUGCUUGCUUGAUUUUGAGGGUUACCAAAGGGUGCAAUGAUAAUAACCCUGUUCUUAGGCCACAAGGGAGCCCCCUGACUACAAUUUUUCGGGUUUUUUUUGCUGCUUCCUCUAAGAGCUUCUGUCGAAGACCUCAUGAUGCGAACGAGCUAUAUGAAAAACCUGACCCUAACCAAGAAUUAUUGCCCCAUUCGAAGAGCCUUAGUGGUCUUGAUAAGGCAGCUGUAAUCAAAGCAGAGCCAGCAUUAGAGCAACAAGAACAAAAAAGAUGGAGCCUUUGCAAAGUAACAGAAGUUGAGGAAACCAAGAUAUUUAUACGCACAAUUCCCAUUUGGAUGACCUUCAUUGUUUGCGGUGUUGUAUCAUCCUUGGGGGCUACCUACUUUCUCGAGCAAGCGAAAUGCUUAGAUCCUAGAGUAGGGAAAGCAAAGGCCCCUCUUAUACUCUUCUUGUGGUUUUAUGACCAGUUUCGAAGAAGCUUUACCACUAGCUUCCUUGGGACAUUUGCCUUAAGCGGCCGUUAUGCACCUAGGAUUGGAAUCGUAGUUGCAAUGAUGUACGCUACACUUUCUUGCAUCGCAGCAGCGAAGGUUGAGACAAGAAGGCUCGGAGUUGUCAAGAAUCAUGACUUAAUUGAUAAGCCAGACGAAAGAGUACCUAUGACUAUAUUUUGGCUCUUGCCACAAUUCGUGUUACUUGGUGGCCUUGAUGGCAUUCAAAGGCUAUGUGCUUAUAGCUUUUCCGUCGAUCAAGCUCCUAGCUCCAUGAUUAAGUACUUCAAUCUUUUCGCAAGGGGGUUCUUCGGACUUGGGGUCAUGGGAAGUGUUGUUUCAGUUUACAUUGUGGGGAUGAUUAGCGAGGCAAAAACAGGAACAAAUUGGUUUCAAAACACAUUGAACACAAGCCGAUUGGACAACUAUUAUUGGGUGUUAGCUACAUUAGCCGCGGUAAAUCUUGUUGUCUAUAUUUUGGUGGCAUGCUUAUUUCGCUAUAGGGAAUCCAGAUUAGAGCAGAUGGUGCAAGGAGCAUUCAACUUCAUGGAUGAUGAUUUUUGAUCGACUUGUUGCAUUAUGCAUUUGAUCAUUUACAAUAUGUCAUGUUGUUUAUUGUUGUGUUAGUGUUUUAAACCAUCUAGCUUGGAUUGUAUUCUCAAUCUUCUCUAUGGAUGUUAUAACUCCUCGACCCCCUUCCCAAUUUGAAAUUUUAUACAACUUGUUCGAUCUAUUUGAAAUGAUAAGUUGCGAUCACAUUGUCUUAAUGACUUAUAAAUUAAAAUUUCACUUGAUAAAAGGAAAUUAAUCAUCGGAGUAUUAUAGUUGUGAUAUUUUUAUCAUUUGCCCGGGCACAUGUUUUCUGUAAUAUAUCGAGAAUUCAAAAUCAUUAGUAAAUGCAACUUACCAAUGAAGUCCACCCUAAGAAAAAAAAAUACGAAGUACAAAAAGGAAAAUGUUAUAUCGGAAAAAUCAAAUUAUAUUUCAUAUAUAG